AAAUACUCGAAAAAAAUUCCCAAUUUGUAAAAUUUUAUGUGAUGCAUUCAAUGACAAAAAUUAAGGCUUCUGUAGCACAUUUUGAUCAAGUGAUUAACAAUGUGAAACUCGUUCUAUUAUAAUAGUAAAACGAUGUAGUCGUGGGAAUUGUUUGGUCAUAUUCAUUUUUGAUUGCACAGUUUUUAAACGUGGAAAGAGAAAUUGAAUAUAUUUGCGGAAUGUUUAUUCUUGAAUGAUCAUGUUUUUCUGAUGGUAAUUUGCCUUUCAUGUUUACAUAGAUUUAAGAAACAUGAUAUAAAAUGGUUUUCAGGUUCAGAAGAAAGUAUUUAAAUAAGUUCUCUCGGUCAUUAUUUCAUGACCGGUACUUGAAAAUUGUUUUUUAUAUCCUUUAUUCCUAGUUGUUUUCUUCAAUUUUAUUGUUUUUAUUUCUUCUUCCAAAAACUAUUGAAAACCACACGACUGACAAGAAGUGUGUUAUGAUUUUCUAAAAUAAAUUUGACUUGUUUGCAAUUUCGAAAGAAAAAAAUAUAUUACAAAGAUACAUUUUAGUAGCUAUUUGGUGAUUAUAAUGCAAUUUGUUAUGGUUCUUCGUUUGAACAACAAUUUCAAUAUAAUAUAAUAAACAAAUUAGAGCUUGACUCCGUGAAAUCAACCAAUUUGAAUAAGAUUUAUUGAUGGUUUUCUACUCGAAAGAAAGAAAUAACAAAUUUUUUUUUAUAAUGAAAAUCUAUGACAUAAAUUGUCUUCCAUUUAGUAACCUCAAAUGAAUUGUCUGCAAUGAUAUAAAUCGUAGUACGUAUUGAACACAAUUUGUCAGUUUCAAUAAUGCUUUUAUGGUCAAUUAGGUUUAUGCCGGAUUAACCAGUCCAAACGAAAGAAUAAGUGAAUCAAUAUGUUUCAUUUCUCAUCUUUUCGGCAUCUGUAACUACUUUCUCAGUGGAUUAUUCGAUUAAAUCCGUAUCGAACUGAAUUACACACCAUUUUGUAAACGUUUUUCAAUGAAGAAAUUGACUGCUAACUGGUUUCAUUCAUGUGAAUAUUCAAUUAUAGCCAAGAUUCGCUACAUACAAUGUGGAAAUAUGAACCUAUUUGGACAGUAAUUUUUAUAGUAAUCUAUAGUCGACUCGUAAACAUCACUUCCGAUACCUGGGAAUGGAAAAGCGUGUAUACAUUAUACACACAUCGCCUUAGUUGUAUUUUUCCUCUUUAUUGCGUUUAUUUUCAGUUAUUUUCACACCAUUCUUCGUUCUUUUGUGAUGCUGUACUGAUGAUUUAUAUGAGAUACAAAUUUUAAUGUCUCAACUGAUUGUACUUUUCUUGUCUUAAUGUAAUUAUUUCACUCAAUAUCGGAGCUUGACUAGUUAUUAAAGUAGAAACGAUUGCUCAAAGUUAGAACUUCAAACUAAAGCGGUACAAAAAUGUUGGAAAACUGUCAAUGUCAAACAUUCAUUACUUUUCAUACCGAUCAAAUCUUCGAGUUGCAAGUCAGUAACCAACGAGCAAUUACAUUUCAUUACCACUUGUGGAGAAAUUCAAUAGAUUUUAAUUACUCAAUCAAUUAGAUAGAGAAGGUGAAGCAGUCACUUUUUUUCCAAUUCGAAAUCCGUAAGAUUACAAAUGAAAAGUAUGUGAAUGUGGCGCAAAUUGUUUAUCAGCCAUUUCUUGGGCUCUAGGUGAGCCGUUUGUAUUCAUUCAUGUUUCAUUGUUUCAUCAAUAAAAGAGUUACGCACAACCAGGCAUGACUGCGCAAUUGGAAUGCUAUAAAUCAAAGAGAAAAUAUCACAUUUACCCUGACCAAAUGCAAGUGAAUGGCUUAAAUUUUUUUUCAAAUAAUCCAUUAAACAACUAUAUUUGUGUAAUUGAGAAUUCUCUAAAUAUGAUGAGCGUUACUAACACUGUUUAGGACAAUCUUUCGGUGGGCAGCAUCAAAUCUUGUCCAAAUCUAAACUAUAGACUUCGAAUCAUGCUAUUGCUACUUGUCAACUAAAUUUUUUUGCCACGCGCAUAUGAGUUCAAUCGACAAUUUUGUGUUUAGUUAUAAUUGGUAAUACGCGCCAAAAUUGUGUACCACAUCUUAUUAACCAAAUCUCAUGAAGUCUCAUUGGAAGUUGUAAGCAAGUUGCCAUUCAAAAGCAAGACGUGGACAAUAAUUACAUUCUUCUACGUAUGUAUCCAUUGAAAUUAAAGUAUACAAGAACAAUAAUGGAAAAGGAAUUUUAUGUAUAUUAUUGUAAAAUAAAAAACAUAAAUUUUGCAAAAAGAUUAACACAAUAAACAUUCAAUAAAUGUAACAAUACCUCAAUUUAUAAGUAUGCACUUUGAACUUAUAAAGGUAUUAUUGAAAUUUGAAGAUUGCAUUACACAUGCUUUCACCCCAACAAAUCCGAACAUGCAAGCAUCGUCUUUGUAUGUAGAGAAUGUGAUGUUGUAUACUUUCCUCCCAUAGAAAUUUGCCGUGAAACGCUCAUAGGCUGUGUUUUAGUAUCCCACCUAUCGCAAUCUUUUACAAAGAAUCAUGACAUUGAAAAAGGCAUGCAGCGGUAUCAACAGAGAAAAAAAUCACCCAAAUGUUUGUUCCACUAACAUCGAAAAUGAAGUAGUUGACUUUUUAUGCUCAGCGUGAAUUGCCAUUGUUGGAAUCAAUGUAAAUACUCGAUUCAGUCUGAUAUUUCCUUAUAGUUAACUGUGUUAUACGAUUGAGAAAAAAAAUUAUCGUAUAAAAAAUCGAAUGUUUGCAAAUGAUAGAUAUUUUUCUUGUGAUAGAAAUGAAUCUCAGAAUCCACACUCCAAUUAACACAUUGAUGCAAAAUUCGAAGAAGCUGCGCCGAUCUUCCACGCUCCAUAAGAAUCAUGCGGGCAAUGUAUUUAUUGAACUCAUAAGAGCAUAAAAUAAAUAUUUGCUUAUGAUUUGUACGUAAACUGUUUCCAUGAAACGUAUCAAUGCUCCCCCAUUUUAUUAUGUUGGACAUGCAGAUUUGAACGGUGAAAUGCACCAACGCAACUAACGGUAAUGAACAAUUAUUAGCAAAUCUAUUCAAGAACCCGACAACGAGCAUCAAAUUCUAUUUUUUUAAUCGUAAACAUGUACGGGAUAAACUGGUUGCAUAAUGAUUUAUAUCGAUAAUGUACAGUGUACAUUUUUUAAGCCGGGAGUAACAAGUUUCUGUUUCACCUUAGUUACAUCUACUGCAAUAGAUCGAAGAGGUUAAAGAGGCAAAUUCUCGUUUACUCUUUAGGUUGGAACAGACUUUGCAAGUAAAACGCUAUUAGAAAACAUUUUAAAAAAUCAUCUAGUUCAUAUCAUAUAUUAAUAAAUGUAAUUGAUUCAUUUGUGUAACUUGAGCCACAUCGUAUUUGACUGUGCAGUUUUUUUUUAACAAAAAACCAGUAAAUAGCAAGACCCAUUAUUAAAAUGUAUUAAACCGUUAUGUCGAACUCUUACAUUUAAAUUUCUUCGAGAUUGUUGAAUUAAGUCCAUAUAUUAAGAUGCUCUUUGCGUGAAAAAAAAUACUUCACAGUCGAUUUGUCGAAGCUCUUUGCCAAAGCGUUCAGUUAGGUUGAAUGAACAGUAUAGCGAUUCAAAGAUCAUUUGGAUAUAAUUAAUCGAAUGAAGCUCUCUUAAUAAAAAAAAAUCUCACUACAAUCUCCCGCGUCUUUUGAAGAGACAGCACGAUAUUGAAAUUAUGUACUUACCAUCUUUGUGAGAUCUACUAACAACGAAGAUGAUAUUGAGUCUCUUUUUAAGCAAACUAAGAUAUUUGCAAUCAGUACGAUGAUAAAAAAAAUUAAAUCAUUGGACAAUACCCGCAAUGAAUUUAGAGAGUUCGCAAAUGAUGAUGAUUUAUUUAACAUAAGCAUGUACGGUGUACCUGUACACCUAUCGAAAUACAAGUCCAUGUUUUCUGUAUCCGUAACCAUCUUAAAUGUAUGGUUUUUAUUCAAAGUCUUGCGGAUAGUUACGUUUUGCGGUUUUUGCUAUUUAAAUUCAUUUUACUAUUUAUGCCACGCCAAUGAAACAAUAAUGGCAUCUUUAAAUUGAUUAAAUAUUUACCGUGGCGAAAAAUAUGUGUAAAUAUCUGAUUUGAUGUAUCAAAUAAAUUGCUACUGCAGUUAAUUUGAAGUUUUAGUUUUUUUAUUCUGCAGUUGCAGCUACGACACAUGGUGCUAAAAGCGGAUCAUUUUCCCACAAUUAUACAUGUUCAGAAUUCAGCAUUCAUUCAACAAUUUUUCAAUGUCUGAAACAUGUUCAAUAAUUUGAUAAAAUAAUGUACUUAAUAUUUUUCAAUCAUUAAUUUCUUUUUUGCAUUCUCACGCAACAAUAGUCAUCUAAAGAUUGAAAGUAACAAUAUUCGUUUCAACAUUAACAUUAAACCGUAUCAAAACGAUUGCGAACCGAACAUUAAACCUCAUUUACAGCGUCAUUGAAUAUUAUAUAUCCCUUGUCCUUUCAUCGAGUUAAAAUGCCAAGCACCACUUUUAAUAACAACCGCGACAGAACGUCAUUGAAUUGUAAAUAUGCCGUGUGUGCAUUCAAAAAAGUUCGGAUAAUACGCAUGGGAUAGACAUUGAGGAACUUGCAGGUAAAAUGUCAGAAACAUUGGAACUUAUUUGAUAACGGUUUGGGUGAGAGAUAUUAAAUAUUCUGCACAUGUAAAAAGGAAAUAUCCGCUAUUCAUUACUUUAAUCUGCUAGCCAUCAAACAAGCACUUAAGAAUCUUCACUUGAAAAAUAAUUCCAAGACAUUGAAAGUGUAAAAAAACAAAGUAAAAUAACCGUAUACAAAAACCACAUUCGAAAUCAGAGCCAUAUGCUUAUUCACAGAAAAUACAUAUGCAAGCUCUUGCGGUGGAAUGUAUGCUCGCUUCAGUGUUUGUAAUCUGAACGCGAAGCGAUACGAACAGUUUACGAGUGAAAUGAAGAACAAAUAAUAAGUUUAGUUUGGCUGCGUUUAGUUCUGCGCUAGACGCUGUUCAUGUCGGACGUAAUGAGUGUAGGUCAUACUUAUUUUUAGACGAACAUUUCAUUUUUCACGUGAUUUCAUUUCUCGUAUCAGAUUCGGUUUCGAUAAAUUACUCUACUUACUAAUACCAGAUAGAGUGCUAUUUUUAUUCAAUGUUUGUGUUUCGACGCUGUUGUGUUUGUGUUUUUCGUUACAAUUUUCUCCGAACAAAUUUUUGCCGAAUCAAAAACGAACUAAAAGGAGACGCAACGAAGAGAUUUUAAUUGUUGAUAUUGAAUCAAACGAUAGAAAACUGACAAUUUUCAGUAUACCAUACUAAAUAAAAAAAAUCAAUUGAAACAAUUAUCUGUGAACUGAUGGGAGAAAAAGAAUAUUUCAAGUUUUGUACCAAAAAAAUCAUGUGAAGUGCGGGAUAAUGUCUCAGCGAUAGCCGUCAGCUUGUGUCAAUGUCACACACACAAACUGUCAUAACGAACACUUUAGUGCAUACACACUUGACUUUGCUAUCGAUGUCUAAAUGAAUUGUAGUAACAACGUACACACUCACAAUCUAUUAUUGUUUUGAUUAACAAGUGUUGAAAAUUGUUCGGUUUAAUCGUCGACUGGAGCGAUAGUUUGUUAACUUAUUCGCUUUACUUUGGAGUGCAUGAACAUUAACGACGUUUCACAACAAUGACUAGUCAACAUUAAAUCACUUUCGGCUCAUGAGACGCUGAUAUUUCAAUAAAAUAAAUUCGUCGGCAGAAUUAAAAUGAAUAAGUUUCUGGAACUAUUUCGUUACUGAAUUCUGUUACAUGUUUUCAAGUAGUUCAGAGUUGAGUUAUUUAAAUGAACAAUACCACUUGCAAUCCGAUCGAAUUCCUGUGAUUCAUCAUAAACAAGAACGAAAGAAAUCUUCAUUUUUGGUGAAUUGAGUAAAAUCAUUGAAAAUAUGGACGAACAAUUUUGCAUAAAGUCAAAGAAAUCUAACACGAACAAUGACCACAAGUAUUAUGAAUAAAAUAUCUGCAGCGUUGAAUUUGAAAUCUUCGUUGGAAUUAGCUCCGAGCCAUUUGGGUUCUAAGAAAAGCGAUGACCAAAAUGAAUAUCAUACAAUAUUCACGAAGCGCCUGUCAAAUUCAUCCGUUCCAGGUCACAUGAAUUCAACAAGCUGUAGUGAAAUCGAUGAGGUUGAUCAGCAUAAUCAAUGCUCAUUAGAUGACUUUAUUGGCGGUCCAAUCGAUGAUGAACAAUCGUUGAAUUCGUCUCAAAAUCUUGAUCAAAAUGCUGAUUUUAAUCGGUCGAUAACCGCAACGCCAGCUGAUUCGAGUUGCGGUUUCCAUAAUACAUUCAGUGUACUUGAAAAGCACUUGAACAAAACAAAAUACCUGAAGCUAAGCCAGAAACAAAUAGAAUACUUAUUGCUGCAAAACAAAGAUUUGGCCGUUCACAAUGACACUUAUAUUGAUAUCCCAAUAAAUGAUCGCCGCAGUCUUCAUGCUGUUAACGGUUUGUCUAACAGUUCCAUGAAUGACGCCAACGGUUGGAAUUCCGACGAUGAAGAGUCUCCCAGUCAUCUUGAGCUAGAGUUGGAAGCAAUGGGUCGCCUUCGUUCAAUGUGGAACGAAGAGAUGUUAGCAAACAGCAAAGUUGAAAAUGAUGAAAAAGAAUCAUCGCCCACACCGUUCGAUUCAUCCUUGAUAGAAGAAUUUUAUCAACAAGAUAACUACAGCAUUGGUGUGCAGAAUCCGAACGAGUACAUCUAUCAUGUUGCCAAAUCGCGAGAUGGUCAACUCUACAUACGAGUGCGGCGAAAUCUGCGCUUAGAUCAAGUCCUCUGCUCCAAUCGCCUGAGCCAGAUGACACGCGUCUACGAUGACAUUGAAGCGGUUACUAGACUACUAGAGGAGAAAGAAAAAGAUUUGGAGUUGACGGCGCACAUUGGCAAAGAUUUACUAGCCGAAAAUACUCGCCUCAAGAAACAAGUCGAAGAACUGGAAAACGAUGUGAAAGUAGCCAACGAAAAUUGUAUCCAACUGAAAUACGAGUUAACCACAAAAUGUAAUUUGUUGGCGGCCUUAACGAAUGACGAUGAUGCUAUUGUAAACGAAGAAGAAUAUACUCCAAUGUCACUCACAUCUGUUAAUCUAGACCUGCUGCAGAAAAAAGUGUCAAUAUUAGAGAAUGAAAAUAAAGCACUGAGAAAUGAAGCGACACAACUAUCUAAAGAAACUGAUGAGGUUGAGGAGAUCGAACGCCGAUUAAUGGACAAUAUACGAGAUGAAUUGAGUAGUACAAAGGACCAGUAUGACCAUCUAAUUUAUGAAUUGGAUCGACUUAAGGAGGAAAAUAAAACGCAAAGUGAAUCGAUUGAAAAACUGACGGGUAACUUGGCCAAAGCCAAUUUGCAAAUAAAAGAAUUGACAGCCGAAUAUGACGAACAAACGACACGACUUCGGAUUACUACCGAAAAUCAAAAUGCCCUUGCCAUGGAAUUGGCUGAGUCAAAAGCACGCUACCAAGAAGUUCUAUCGUUAUUGGAGGAAACACAAAAAGAACUCCGAAAUCAACGUAAACGUCAACAGCCUACCGUACGAAGUUCAUUAAUCCCUGGAAUUGCAUCAUUGGCCUACCCACCAGGGGAAUCAUUGCAAUCAGAGCUAAUGGAGUCUUCACUUUUCUCAGAUCACAGUUUGGACUCAGGCAUUGCUUCAGAUCGUGGUUGUGGAAUGAUGGGAACAUCAUACAAUCAAAAUCAAGCGUAUAAAAAAGCAUUUGAUAUGGUUCGCUGUGUAGGGAAGGCUGCAGAUAACCAACCUAUACAGCUUGGUUCAAUGUCAAUGAGCAAUAGCGCAACACAACCGCGUAUGUCUUCAUUUCCAUUCGCCAGUGGAGUGGAUACGACAAAAAGUCCAUCGAUUUAUGGAAAUUCAUCUUAUCCAGCUUCAAUGGGCUCAAAGACUUAUUCGCACGAUAGCCUAACAUCAGAUUCGGAAGAAAGUUAUCCAUCUAAACCCAUUGGAGUACCUGGUGCGCCAGGAUCGAAAGAAUUAGAAGCAGCGCUGAAAAGACUUACACCAGCUGAAGUUUUAGUUCGUCGUACAAUGCUUUCGAAUGCACCACCCGGUACAUACUCAUACGAAGAAGGAAUCGAUGGUAGAACUGGUUUCCGUACACCUGAUAGCAUAAUGUCGACAGGUUCAUCAGGCGGCAGUUUAUGCUAUUCUUCCAACCACCCAUGGCGAAAAAAACUUGAAUUGGUAAUGCCUAUGGAAGGUUCACAAACUCUACAUCAUUGGAAUCGCUUAGCCACACCAACGCUAAGCGGUCUUCUAGAUGAGCGUCCUGGUGUUACAAUUCGUGGGGGCCGUGGCUUGGAUGAACUUGGCUUACAUUUGUACUCACUAUCAGAUGUUGAAGAGGAUGAAGCAGAUCAUCCAGGCAAGCAAUACGAAACAUUAGGCAGCAUUUAUACGUACACGAACAGCACAGUGAUGCAUCCGGAUGACGGAAUGUCAUUGACAUCCAGUUUACCUCAAUCGCAAAUGUCAUCAAAAAUAAAUUCAAUAAGCAGUUCACGCCAGCCAAGCGCACCAGCAACACCACAUACAGGUCUAUCUCGACGAAAUUCCUGCUCAACAUUCUCUGUGAGUGCGGGUCUUGCUUCUAUGCUUAACGAACGAGGUAUUAAAGCAGUUACACCAAGCGCACUAAACACACCAGCAGGUCAAAAUCACUCUCCAACAGUCACACCAUGCAAUAGCCCAGAAGGAUCACCGACACGAGAUCGUUCACCCGAACCACCGUUGUUAACAGGAUUGCUAUACUCGGGUGCUGAUAUGAUUCGACGAAAAUUAGUUGGAAACAAUAGUGAAAGUCCAGACAGAUCAUCCCGCAUACCAGCUCGAAAUAAGAUUCUUCUUUCUCGACAAGAGAAACGUGCUCUGCGAUCACUGCGAUUAAUGGAAAAAGUCGAAAGCAUCGGAUUGGAAAAUAUAAUGCACGCAUCUUCAAAUUACCACCCAGUCGGUAUAAGUCCACUAGCUGUAGGCUCUGUACGGACGCGAACGGCAAGUCCAAUGACACAAUUGACUAGUUUGAAGAAUAUUUCACAACAGCACCGGCGAAGUGAUGACCCAUAUGCUGUAGACAAGGAGACAAUAAAAGCAGUUUUGAACAAAGGCCUUUCACAUGAAAGUCUUCUGAGUGAUAUUACAACCGAUGGUUCAACCACCAGCUCAAUAACACGUCUGGAUGAUUCUGACUCGACGCUGAAUAACCAGAAACCACCAUUUGAAGCGUCCUCGCAAAUAAGCAUUGGAACAACAAAUCGCAACGAGAAAACACCGCAGAAAGUAAAACAAAUGCAGCGACAAAAGAGUCGGAGAAGUCUAAUGAAUGGAGGUGGUGGCCAAAGACCUGACCUCGGCACUGUUGGGCCGGGGACUACGAAAAAAAAUAGUAAUAAUAGUCAUAGUAAGUCAACUCACAGCACAAAGCUGAUACAAGAAUUGGAUUCAGACGAUGAUGAUCGGUCUAGUAUUGCAUCAGUGGCACCACAGCAAUCCUACACACAGAGCUUUGUAGGCAGCAUUAGUUCUCUCUUUUUUGGUAGAAAGGGUGGCCUUUUGUAAAAGAAUAAAAUUUGUGACUUUCUGAAUGAGUUAAGAUCAAAGAAUAGUAACAGGACAAAAAACAUUGUAUAUUUAGUCUUAAUAUCAAAAUGGUAGUGAAAUUGCCGAGAAAUGGUGGAAACGAAUCAAAAUGUUAUAUCGCAAAAGUGUUUUUUCCUUUGAAUCGGAAUGAAUUUGAUGCACAUAUAAAGGCGAAGAGAAAUAGAGAAUUGACGGUUUUUCCAUUGAGAUAUGGAAUUUAUUUCAACAAAACCUACAAACUCGAAAUGUGUUUGAUAGGAUUUUAAGCUAAGAACUUGAAGUAUUUAUUAAAUGUACCCAAGAAAAUUUGAACAUAUACAUGAUAACACACAUUUCAUAGUUAUCGGCCAAUUUCAAUUUGGACAGUAACGCGUUUUUUUUCAAAUUUCUGGAUGUAUGUUUUAUUUGAUUUUGAUGCCAAAAGAACCAUUUUUUCCAUGUUACUUUGCUAUUGUUGAAAAAAUGGGAAUAAAACACAAUUCAAAAGUUAA
Messenger RNA from Sitodiplosis mosellana (orange wheat blossom midge), 10085 nucleotides. It is a transcript of the gene milt, whose product is annotated as trafficking kinesin-binding protein milt. Bases 5938 to 9573 code for a protein of 1211 amino acids. The record is from RefSeq and is a predicted model, not a curated record. Lineage: Eukaryota; Metazoa; Arthropoda; Insecta; Diptera; Cecidomyiidae. The transcript has 6 exons.